CAGUGUAUUAUAUUCUUCGCAUCAUCUCUUCAAUUUCAUUUUAUUGAUAUGCAUGUCACUACUGAGUGUACUGCUCUCUUUCGACAAGCUAAAGAUGCUGCAAGCUACAACUUCUUCUGGUGCCCCAGAGCAGGUCCUCAUCAGGAAAAUAAUUGAAUUGCAUGAUAAGUACAUGGCCUACGUGACUGAUUGUUUUUCAAACAACACACUCUUCCACCAGGCUUUGAAGGAGGCUUAUGAGGUCUUUUGCAACAAAACUGUUGCUGGCAGUUCUACUGCUGAACUUCUGGCAACUUUCUGUGAUGAUACCCCCAAGAAAGGUGGAAGUGAGAAAUUGGGUGAUGAAGCUAUUAAAGAAACACUGGAAAAGGUGGUUAAACUUCUUAUGUAUAUCAGUGAUAAAGAUCCUUUUGCUGAGUUCUACUGGAAGAAGCUUGCUUGGCGUCUACUUUUUUACUGUAGUGCUAAUGAUGAUCAUGAAAGGAGUAUUCCGACUAAGCUGAAGCAGCAGUGUGAGGGACAGUUCGCAUCCAAGAUGGAGGGCAUGGUGUUGCCAUCUUUAGCAGAGAAAGAUGAUGAGUUCAUGCUAAGGGAGCUUGUUAAAAGAUGGUCGAAUCAUAAAGUCAUGGUCUGGUGGCUGUCGCGAUUCUUCCAUUAUCUUGAUAGGUACUUCAUUGCUCAGAGAUCACUUCCUGCACUUAAUGAAGUUGGAUUAACAUGCUUCCGUGAUCUGGUAUACAAAGAAAUAAAAGGUAAAGUCAGAGAUGCUGUAAUUAUCUUGAUUGACAAAGAACGUGAGGGAGAACCGAUAGACAGGGCACUACUGAAGAAUGUGUUGGAUAUUUUUGUUAAGAUUGGCAUGGGACAUAUGGAACGUUAUGAAAAAGACUUUGAAGAACCCAUGCUCAAUGCUACCAGUGAGUACUAUUCACGUAAGGCGUCCAGCUGGAUUUUGGAGGAUUCUUGUCUGGAUUACAUGUUAAAGGCAACACUCUCUUCAUAUGCCUUAGUUGGAUUGUGAUCAUAUGUAUUAUUUAUUUUGAUAUUCUAACUUCUCUUAUGCUUUUGGAAAUUUCAGUCUGAAGAAUGCUUGAGGAAGGAAAGGGAAAUAGUGUCCCAUUACCUGCAUUCAAGUAGUGAACCGAAGUUAGUGGAGGUUAGUUAAAAUAUAUGGAAAUUUGUGGG
Messenger RNA from Rubroshorea leprosula, 1185 nucleotides. The record is from the annotation of a GenBank genome assembly. NCBI's taxonomy places the organism in Eukaryota, Viridiplantae, Streptophyta, Magnoliopsida, Malvales, Dipterocarpaceae.